CCAUCGGUGGCCCUAGGCAGGGCCUGCUCAAGCUUUGCAAGGAGAUGGGCACCAAUGGCAACCUCCGCCCGUGCUUCUUCGCCUCCGAUCCCCUCAAGGCCAGCGUCUGCCGGGGCUGCAUCUGCUUCGGCGGGACGGAAGUUUGGUUUCACGAUAAGGCAGACGCUUUCGCUACUAGCCAGCUGUGGCGCAAGGCCAUGACCGAGACGUUU
Messenger RNA from Clonostachys solani, 212 nucleotides. The record is from the annotation of a GenBank genome assembly. NCBI's taxonomy places the organism in Eukaryota, Fungi, Ascomycota, Sordariomycetes, Hypocreales, Bionectriaceae.